Messenger RNA from Cottoperca gobio, 3124 nucleotides. RefSeq names its product transmembrane serine protease 9 (gene tmprss9). Gene Ontology annotation, biological process: proteolysis. The coding region runs from base 1 to 2373 and encodes 790 amino acids. Lineage: Eukaryota; Metazoa; Chordata; Actinopteri; Perciformes; Bovichtidae. The transcript has 15 exons. Gene Ontology annotation, molecular function: serine-type endopeptidase activity; protein binding. The record is from RefSeq and is a predicted model, not a curated record.
AUGGAGGUGAAGAAGGAUGCAGGAAGGAAGCCGUGCUCUGCUCCCUCCAGCCCUGCCUGCUACAGGAGCACCGUCAUAGCCUUCCUCUUCUUCUUCCUCAUUAUCGGGGUCUUUGUAGGCCUGGUUAUCGCCUACCUGGUGCAGGAGCAGCGUUACUUUCUGGAGACGGUGGAGCUGAAAGGUCUGAAGUACGAUCCAGCUCUGCAGGAGGAGAACUCUGGUUUCUCCAUCGUCCUGACCUCAGUGUUAAAGUCCAAGAUUGAUAAUGUCUUCACUGCCUCCAAGAUAUCGCAUCACUACGUUGAUGGGAGUAUUGUUGCCUAUGGUGACAUUAAUGGUGACGUGAUGGCAACAUUCAGGCUGCUCUUCAGGGUGUCCAAGGUCCAGCAGUAUUCAGACAACUUUGUGCAGGACGUGCUGAGAGCCGGACUCGGCUCAGUGAUGCACGGGAGACCCCUGGAGGUGCCAGAUUUUGGAGAGAUCAGCGCUAUCAUCUUACUGGGAGCCAGUGGGAAGUCAUUUUAUACUAUUGGAGAUGAUAUGUCAGCCAGGUGUCCUGACAACACCUUCACUUGUGACGAUGGAGAGUGCAUCUUCAAACUGAAUUCAGAGUGUGACUUCAUCCCCGACUGUGCAGAUGAAUCUGAUGAAGCUCGAUGUGCCUGCGGUACACGUCCCGCGAUGUGGAAUCGGGUGGUGGGUGGUGAGGAUGCUCAGGAAGGGGAGCUGCCAUGGCAGGUCAGUCUGCGGCUCUAUGGACGCCACAUGUGUGGAGCCUCCAUCGUCAACGAGCGCUGGCUGGUCAGUGCGGCACAUUGCUUUGAGGGGAACAGCGACCCCACAGAGUGGACGGCACUUGUCGGGACAACACAAGUGAGCGGGAAGUCUGUGUCAGCGAUGAACAUCAAGUCGCUGAUCGUGUAUCCGCACUACGACUCUGUGACUGUGGACAACGAUGUGGCGGUGCUGCAGCUGGAGACCCCGCUCACCUUCAGCUCUUACAUCCAGCCCGUCUGCCUGCCCUCCCUGUCUCAUGUGUUUGCCCCCGGACAGAGCUGCCUGGUGUCAGGGUGGGGCGCACUAAGCAUGCACGGUUCUAAGGAGCCUCCCACGCUGCAGAAGGCGGUGGUGAAGAUCAUCGACUCCAAGGUCUGCAACAAAUCCUCCGUGUACAGAGGAACCGUUUCUCACAACAUGAUGUGUGCCGGGUUCCUGCAGGGCCAGGUGGACUCGUGUAAGGGGGACUCUGGAGGGCCUCUGGUGUGUGAGGGGGCCCCAGGCAGGUUCUUCCUGGCUGGGGUGGUGAGUUGGGGUUUGGGCUGUGCCCUGAAAAACAGACCUGGGGUUUAUUCCCGCGUCACAAGGCUCCGCAACUGGAUUAUAAGCCACACAGAUCCCAGCUUGGUCCAUGAUUUCCCUCAGUAUGUUCCCACUGUGCCAGUUACUGUGACGGAAGGAAGCUUUAAUGAUCUGCCAGAACCCAGGACCACAGCCAUGGAUGUGUCACCUGCACCAACACUACCUGUCUUGAACUGCAGUGGAAGCUUCCAGUGUAGCUCGACCUCCUGCAUCGGUAAGAUCAACCCAGAGUGUGACGGCGUCCCAGACUGCCCAAACCAGGUCGACGAAAGAAACUGUGACUGCGGCCAACGCCCGGCAUUGGGCUCCCAUAGGAUUGUGGGUGGAGUAACAGCUCGCAGGGGGGAGUGGCCUUGGACUGGCAGUCUCCAGUUCCAGAGACUGCACCGGUGUGCCGCCACACUCAUUCACAGCAAAUGGUUACUCACAGCGGCUCACUGCUUUAAAAGUGACCCCAGCCCCACUAACUGGGCUGUGAGCCUGGGCUCUGUGCUGCGCUCUGGGGUAGGAGGCCUGGUCAUCCCCAUCCAGAGGGUUCUCCUCCACCCGGCCUUCAAUGGCACCAACAUGGACCAUGACGUGGCUCUGCUUGAGCUAGUAGUCCCAGCCCCCAUGUCCUACACCAUCCAGUCCGUGUGUCUCCCCUCUCCGGUGCACCGCUUCCCAAAGAAUGCAGAGUGCUACAUCACAGGCUGGGGAUCCACGAGGGAGGGAGGCUCGUUGACCAACAUGCUGCAGAAAGCUGCCGUGAAGAUCAUCGACCAGGCAGACUGCCAGCAGUCGUAUGGAAACGUGUUGACUCCUAACAUGAAGUGUGCUGGUUACAUGGAGGGAGGCAGGGACACCUGUUUGGGAGACUCUGGAGGGCCUCUGACCUGCCGUGACCUCUCUGGCCGGUGGUUUGUUGCUGGAGUGACCAGCUGGGGACAUGGAUGUGGGCGGAUUGGUUUUCCGGGGGUGUACACUCGUGUGACGUCCGUCAGGAAAUGGAUAUCUACAUACCUGCCUUUCUGAAGACAAAGUGGAUGUUCCUGCUUCUCCUGAACACGACUGUACCAGGACUAAAGUCAUGCUCAAAGCCUCGACAGUUUCCUCAGUGUUGACCUUUGACCCUCUGGUGCCGUUUGUAAUCUCUUUCAUACCGUAAUGAAGAAAUCAGGAGCACAGAACUGGGGCUUACGGACGUUCUGCCAGCAUGAUUGAAAGUAUUUAUUUCAGUUAUUUAUUUCCUGACUGGUAAACUUCAUGUGGUUGUUUUGUUUGGUUGUGGGGGGGUUCAGAAUAUAUGUGGUUCAUUUAACGGAACAUUUCCUCGUCUUUGUUUGUAUCUAUUCUUAGAAAGACAGAUGCCAUGUAAUACUUGUUAGUGGGUUUUCUGUAAAUAUCUGAUAAACUACAGGUGAUGUUUCAUUGAUACUUUCCUCCUUUAAUGAACGACACGAGAGGACUCUGGCUGACCACAUUUAUUGACUUUUUUCAUGAAAAUCUUUCCAGUUGUUCACAAUUACACUGCAAAUAAUGUUCCCGAGCUGUAGAGGCUUUGACCUCCCGACACGACCAGCAGGGUAGAAGGAUUGAGGUUCCCAGACAUCUGACAAGCUGCACGUUCAGCGAGGCAGACCCUCAAACAAGCCCCCUACUGUGGAGGGGGGCAGAUAGAGUGACGACUGGAAAACAGGUCAGACAACAGAGUUUUGUUCUCCAGGCGUACUUUGAUAUCGCACUGUGUGGAGGCUUGUCAAAGUCUUCCCUUUGAGUGUAAGAA